Messenger RNA from Octodon degus (degu), 966 nucleotides. RefSeq names its product translation initiation factor IF-2-like. Bases 1 to 966 code for a protein of 321 amino acids. The record is from RefSeq and is a predicted model, not a curated record. NCBI's taxonomy places the organism in Eukaryota, Metazoa, Chordata, Mammalia, Rodentia, Octodontidae. The transcript is spliced from 2 exons.
AUGCCGGCGCCCGCGGGCGGCGGGCGGCGAGCGGCGAGGCGAUCGGGCUCCGCGCCCCGGCGGGUGCGGAGUGGGACUCGGCGGAGGGGCGAGAGUGCGGCAUGGGGGCCGAGGGGCCGGACCGAGCCGGGCUGUGGGACCCGCCGGAGGAAGGGAGACCGAGGCGGGAGGGCGGGACGGGGCGGGCCGCCUGCCCGCGCCGCCUCCGGGCGCACUGCUGCGGGGCGCUCCGACGGACUCGCGCUGCCCGGGCGGCGGCGGCACAUUCACUCUUUAUUAGCUCCCUCCCUGCCCCAGCCCGCGCUCCGGCGAAGUGAGAAGCCGCGGCUGGGGACGCCAGGAGCUCCCGCGUGGGGCUCUCGCCGCGGCCCCCGCGCCUGCGUGGCCAAGCCUCCAUCGCGGCCCCGCCCCGCCCAGGCCCCGCCCACCGGGCCGCCGGAGACUCCGCCCCCGAGCAGCAGGCUCCUCCCCCGCGCCGCCCGCCUCCCUCCCGUUUCCUUCACCUUCGAUUUCUGUCUGGAAAGCCCCGGGGACAAGGACGCCGCGGAGCCGCCCGCGCGCCCGCGGAGGGCGCCGCAGGAGCGCCGACGCCCAGGAGGAGGCGGGCCCGGCCCGGGCUGCGGGUGCCUAACGCCGGCGGGCGCAAGUCUGACCAGCCGGAGAGACUUCGGGGACCCGGAGCGAAAGCCCAGGUUUGGCGAAGGCUGCGGCCGGGACUGCCACCGACGGGCCCGCGCUUUCUCACGCCCGCCGCGAGGCGGGAGCCGGAAGGGACCGGAGAGCCGCGGGGACAGCUUGGGAGACGUCUCUGGACCGAGAGUGCAGCUCCUAACCUACCCUGACGGCGACCCCGGUGUCAGUGGAAAGACGUGUGAGGAGAGAACUGUUCCCUCAGUAGGACUGGAAAGAAAGGAUCCCGAGAGCCCGCGGCGAGGGCGCCUGCCCUGGCCGGGACCCUCGCGCUGA